Messenger RNA from Brassica napus (rape), 2247 nucleotides. RefSeq lists its product as uncharacterized. NCBI's taxonomy places the organism in Eukaryota, Viridiplantae, Streptophyta, Magnoliopsida, Brassicales, Brassicaceae. Gene Ontology annotation, biological process: DNA repair; telomere maintenance. The record is from RefSeq and is a predicted model, not a curated record. The transcript is spliced from 7 exons. Gene Ontology annotation, molecular function: DNA helicase activity. The coding region runs from base 1 to 2247 and encodes 748 amino acids.
AUGAAACUCGAUAAUCUUAUCGGCGAGUUGACUAAAAAGAACGGCUCCUUAUUCGGUCCUGUUGCUGCAGCCGAUGAUAUAGAUAAGAUUAUUUCCGCUGAAAUACCAGACAAGACAGUAGAUCCAGACCUGUAUGUGAUCGUUGGGGAUUGUAUGAUGCAUGGUCCUUGCGGUGCAGCAAAGAAGGAUAAUGUAUGUAUGGUUAACGGUAAAUGUUCUAAGAUGUUUCCGAAACCUCUCAACAUCAGGACAUCGAUUGACGCAAAUGGAUUUCCAGCUUACAUGCGUCGGAUUGAUGGUAGGUUCAUUGAGAAAAAUGGAAUCAGAUUAGACAAUGGAUUUGUUGUACCAUACAACAGAGACCUCAUGCUUCGAUAUCGCGCCCAUAUGAAUGUAGAGUGGUGCGUCCAAACACGAGCUGUUAAGUAUCUUUUCAAAUAUAUUCAUAAGGGACCUGAUUAUGCCUCAGCUGCAAUGGAUAAAGAAGAUGAAGAUGGCGUCAUUGACGAAAUCAAAACAUAUUACGACUGCAGAUAUAUUACUGCAUGCGAGUCGUCUUGGCGGAUUCUUGCUUUUCCUACACAUUUUCGUACUACUUCUGUAGAGAAACUUGGCUUUCAUCUUCCGGAUCAGGAACUGGUAUUUUUUGAUGAAGACGAACCUAUUGAGAGUAUUCUCAACAAAAAGACUGUCAACCAAUCCAUAUUUUUGGCCUGGUUCAUAGCAAACAGAAAAUAUGCAGAGGCAAGAGAGUUGACAUAUGCGGAAUUUCCAACAAAAUUCGUUUGGAAAUCAGGUACGAGAGAAUGGGUACCACGGAAACGAGGCUUUGCGAUAGGGAGGAUUGCGCAUAUUCAGCCAUCAGAUGCUUGCUAUGCGUUGGGAUUGAUGGAUGAUGACAAGGAAUUCAUAGAAGCUAUCAAAGAUGCCAGUGACUGUAGUUCUGCGACGUAUGCAAGGAGGAUUUUUGCGAGAAUGUUGGUUUCCAAAUCGUUGUCUCAGCCUCAUGUAGUGUGGGAAGCUACUUGGGAGUAUCUUAUCCACGAUAUUCUUUACAAGAAGCGCAAUGGUCGUAGCCUCAAGAAAUGGCCCCACAUGCCAAAGCCAGAAAAUUUUGGAGAUUACAACGGCAAUCGCCUUAUAGAUGAUGAGCUUAAUUAUGUUGUGGAAGAUCAGCUAAAGGAAAAUGAAAGACUUAUGGCGAUGAUAACAGAUGAGCAAAGAGGGGUAUACGAACAGAUUCUGGAUGCAGUUUUAAAUGAUAGCGGUGGAGUGUUCUUUCUUUAUGGUUAUGGAGGCACAGGAAAAACCUUCGUAUACAGAGCACUCUCGUCAUCUAUCCGAUCUAAAGGUAUGAUUGUUCUAAAUACCGCAUCAAGUGGAAUUGCAGCAUUGUUGUUGGAAGGAGGUAGAACCGCACAUUCCAGAUUUGGUAUUCCGAUAGAUGCAGACGAAUUCAGCACUUGCAAGAAAAUGGAGCCAGGAUCAGAUCGUGCAGAAUUAGUUAAAGCGGCAAAGUUAAUUGGGGGUAAAGUUGUUGUUUUCGGUGGAGAUUUCAGACAGAUUUUACCGGUUAUACCUGGAGGUGGUAGAGCAGAGACUGUUUUGGCGGCUCUGAAUUCGUCAUAUCUUUGGGAGCACUGCAAAGUUCUGAAGCUAACAAAAAACAUGAGAUUGCUGGCUGGUCUUACUGAUGAUGCAGCAAAAGAGCUUGAAUCCUUCUCAAACUGGAUUUUGGAUAUAGGAGAUGGAAAAAUAAAUUUGCCUAACGACGGUCAAGUUGAGAUUGACAUCCCUUCUGAUUUGCUGAUACAAAAUAGUGGAGAAGACCCUAUUGAGACUAUGGCAAAAGAGGUUUAUGGACAAGCUUUUCAAACUUCAACAGAUAAGGAUUUGUAUAGACAUCGAGCCAUUCUUACUCCCACAAAUGAUGAAGUGGAUAAAAUAAAUGACUACAUGCUUUCACAGUUGCCAGGAGAAGAGAAGGUUUACCUUAGCUCUGACAGUAUUAUCCCAUCCGAUGUUGACAUAGAAGAAAAUGUCGUAUAUCCUGCAGAGUUUUUGAACAGUGUUAAAGUGGCUGGACUGCCUAGACAUUGCUUGAAGCUCAAGGUUGGUGCUCCUAUCAUGUGUCUUCGUAACAUGGAUGUUGCAGAUGGUUUAUGUAAUGGUACUAGGCUAAUUGUUACUCAGUUACUGCCCCAUGUGAUAGAAGGUAGAAUUAUAACCGGAAACAAAAUUGCUUGA